GUCUUGGAGUCUCUUCGCCGAGGUGGCUGUGGAUCUGGUGCGGGAGUUGCCGCCGCCGUCCAAGUCCCCGCUGCCACCCAGCGCAUCCGCUCGCAGGAGCGCCGGCGGCCAGCGGCGCGCUCUGCAGCAUGUCGCUGAAUGCCUGGGAGUGGGAAGAGGACCCCGCAAGCAUAGAGCCCAUCUCCUCCAUCACCAGCUUUUACCAGUCCACGAGUGAGUGUGACGUGGAGGAACACCUCAAGGCCAAGGCCAGGGCCCGGGAGUCUGACUCUGACCGCCAGUGCAGCAGCACUGAGUCCUCAUCUGAGCCUGCCAGCACCUUCAGCUCCGACGUGCCCCACGUAGUCCCCUGCACAUUCACCAUCUCACUGGCCUUCCCUGUGAAUACGGGUCAUAAGGGAAAAUAUGCAAGUUUGAUUGAAAAAUAUAAGAAGCACCCUAAAACAGACAGUUGUAUUUCAAAGUUACGUCGUUUUUACCACAUCGAGUAUUUCCUUCUGCCGGACGAUGGAGAACCUAAAAAAGUUGACAUAUUGCUAUUUCCAAUGGUGGCCAAAGUGUUCCUGGAGUCAGGAGUAAAGACUGUGAAGCCGUGGCAUGAAGGUGACAAAGCCUGGGUGUCGUGGGAGCAGACUUUUAAUAUCAAUGUGACAAAGGAAUUAUUAAAGAAAAUAAAUUUCCACAAAAUCACCUUGAGGCUCUGGAACUCUAAAGACAAGAUGUCAAGAAAAGUCAGAUAUUACCGAUUAAAGACUGCCGGCUUCACAGACGACGUGGGAGCUUUUCAUAAGUCAGAAGUGAGACAUUUGGUUUUAAAUCAGAGAAAAUUCUCUGAACAGGGCAUUGAGAAUGCCAACAUUGUCAAAGAAGAGUCGAAUCAGGAAUAUCCACCAGGAAAACAAGAAAAAGUAGAAAAACACCCAAAGUCUUUGCAAGGUUCUCACCAAGCAGAGCCCGAAAAUUCUUCCAAGAACAGUGAGGAAUAUGAGAAGUCCCCCAAAACGGACGAUUCUUCCACGGUUCAAUGGAGUGUUUCAAGAACACCAACCAUUUCUUUGGCAGGAGCAAGCAUGAUGGAGAUCAAGGAAUUAAUUGAGAGUGAAUCACUUAGCAGCUUAACAAACAUAUUAGACAGACAAAGGUCUCAAAUUAAAGGAAAAGAUUCAGAGGGAAAAAAGAAAAUCCAGAGGAGACAUAAGAAGCCCCCUGCAGAAGAAGAGGCAGACCCCACGCUGACAGGCCUAAGGAAGCAGAGCGCUUUCUCCAUCCAACUGGCCGUCAUGCCGCUCCUUGCCGGAUGGCAAACUGUCAUGAGUCGUGGCAGUGAGAAGUCUGCCAACAUUUUAGAUUGCCUUUUGACUUUAAAAACAGAAGUUCCAAUCAUGACCGAGGAGCAAAAGCAGGAUUUAAAUCCCCUGACCAUAAAGAUCAAGUGUGCUUCCUGCCUUCCGUCACAGCCUGUGCCCAUUCAGGAACUAGAGAGGCUGUGCAUGCCCGUGUACUGCAAGUACCAGUUCCAUAAGACUCCAGUUCACAAGACCAAGGGGGAGCCCCAUGGAACCCACGUUUAUUUCCAGGACAUCAACGUCAUCUUCCUGGGGGCGCUGCAUCCCAGUGACCUAAGAGAAUACCUGGAGGGUCCCCCCAUGGUGGUGGAAGUUCAUGACCGGGACCGCAAGUCAGAGGAGUUUUCUCAGAAGCCCGUGCUGUUUGGGGAGGACCCCCUGGAUUCAUACCUCAACUUCCGGGCCCUCAUCUCUCCCAGAGAGACAGAGAACAACCCCUUUGAGUCCCAGAACAAGAUGUGGUACCCUUAUGGGAUCGCCCAGGUCAGUUUUGCUGACCUCCUCCUUGGCCACAAGUAUUUGAACCUGGCCGUCCCCAUCCACAGCUGUGAGGUUCAGCCCACACACUGCAGCCAGGACAGCAGGAGAAGGAUGGCUGUGGGGCUUGGGGUCCCCAGAGAUGGCCACCAGCAUGGCCCAAUGCCCAUGGGCAACUACCUAGAGGCUGACUCCCAGCUCAAGUUGCGAGUGGACAUCGCGGUGCCACUGAGGGCCGGGGCCAGAGCUGCCAAUCCCGACCUCGGGGGCUCCCAGUUUGGCCGCAUCAUCUUCGUCUUUGACUUUAAGAAGGUCUCCCUGCUCCACAGCCUGCUGCAGGACAUCACUAUGAUCAACGCUAAGGCCCUCGGCCUGGACUCCUACCCCGUCAGGACCCUGCAGCAGAUCCUGUCGGCCUUCAAGAUGCGUGUGCGGGUCCAGGAGCAGCAGUACCUGGAUGUACUCACCGGCUUCCACCUGCUGGACGGGAAGACCCACCUUUUCAUCCUGGAAGGCCUGGCCAACCAAGGCUUGAGGCAGCUGUGGGAGAACCACCAAAGCUGGAUUCCCAGGUCAGAACACGGGAAAUACAAGGUGCUGUACAACUCGCAGCUACUGUUCCGCAGCCGGCUCUAUGGGGACCUGGAGGCCAUCCUGUACCAUGUGCACCUCUUCCAGCCCACGGAGCUGCUGCUGCAGCAGGCGGUGCUUUUCCUGCGAGACACUGAGUGGAGGCGGGUCUUCCAGGCACUGACCAGGAUCCACGACAUCUGCUAUAACAGCACCACUCUCUGGGACGUGAUGGUGAGGAACCUGCUGCCCUCCUCUGCUAUGAUCAAAGACUUGAGCCAAGAGUUUGGGAUGCCCCUUUCGCAAGAAGAACUCACAGAUGAGAAACUGUUCGCCCUACCACCUCAGCCUGCCCCCAAUCUUGAGGACUACCACGGUCGGGACUCCAGCCUCACCUUAGAGAUCCACGCCCACCAGGAGAAGUACCUGCAGUGGCGGAGCGCCAUGCUACUGAAGAACAAAGACAAAAAGCACAGUUUCAUCCAGAAAAACAUCACAGAAGCCUACCAGGUCAGCAAGAAGCCUCCAAAGUCUGUGGCCAAGGUGAUUAAAAUUUCAGCCCCUGCCAACAAGGCCGUCUACAACUAUAGUAUCCAGACCAUGAAUUCUACAGAGCUUGCCAAGCAGCAGCUGUAUCAAGAGAUGGCCAAGGAGCCAAGAAAGAGAUUCACAUACUCACAGGAUUACCUCUCAGCCAUGGUGGAGCCCCUGGACUUGAAGGAAGAGGAGAAGAAAGCCCAGAAGAAAUCCCGCCAAGCCUGGCUCACAGCCAGGGGAUUCCAAGUGAUAGGUCUUCAGAGCGACACUGAAGGCAGCUUUCAGGAUCUCAAGCUGCCACCCAUCAAAGAGCAGAAUGAGGAGUGGAAGGAAAACUCCCUGUUUGCUAACGUACUGGAGCCUGUGUUGGAUCGAGACCGGUGGAGCUGGGACAGGCACCACGUGGACUUUGAUCUGUACAAGAAGCCACCACCUUUCCUCAAGCUGCCCCCUUCACCUGCACCAACUCCUGUAACAGGCAGGAAGAAGAAAAGGAACGGCCCCAUCUCCUGAACAGCACAGACCCUCCCACAGUCACCGCAUGGUGAACUUGCACAGCCUCCCCCACAGCCUCUCCCUGCAGGACCUGUGGAUACCCCCUCAACUGGCCCAGCCCUCCCCCACACCCGCCCACACCCUCCUCAACAAUUAACUUCAUUAAAGUACAGCAGGACAGAUGCCAGCAGCCAGGCCCUGUGUGAGGCU
Messenger RNA from Chlorocebus sabaeus (green monkey), 3635 nucleotides. It is a transcript of the gene CFAP92, whose product is annotated as cilia and flagella associated protein 92 (putative). The record is from RefSeq and is a predicted model, not a curated record. NCBI's taxonomy places the organism in Eukaryota, Metazoa, Chordata, Mammalia, Primates, Cercopithecidae.